This is a messenger RNA of Rhodotorula graminis WP1, 2427 nucleotides long. RefSeq lists its product as uncharacterized. Gene Ontology annotation, molecular function: guanyl-nucleotide exchange factor activity. The record is from RefSeq and is a predicted model, not a curated record. The coding region runs from base 1 to 2427 and encodes 808 amino acids. The transcript has 10 exons. Gene Ontology annotation, cellular component: cytosol. Gene Ontology annotation, biological process: positive regulation of GTPase activity. Lineage: Eukaryota; Fungi; Basidiomycota; Microbotryomycetes; Sporidiobolales; Sporidiobolaceae.
AUGGCUGUUCUGUCCGAGGAGCCGAGUCUCCCACCACCCUUGCAGGCCGCCGUUCAGCAGCUCAUCGCGCUCUACGACGGUGCAUCAUCGACCAGCCUCGACUCGGCGGUUUGGAGCGGCGUCGCACGGUCGGGCAAGACCCUCGCCGAUAGCCUGCGGAGCGAGGCUUUGAGGACGGCGGCAGGGCAGGCGGGACUCGUGAGCGCUGUCGCAGGGCUUCUCGCGCAGGCGGUGCUCGCGCAAGGGGGCGGUGCCGAGCUGCUCUCGGCACAGACGGAGCUCGCGCGCGUGGUGGGCAACCUCUGCUUCGAGCACGACCCGAAUCGCCAACUCGUCCUCGACGCCGACAUCCCGCUCUCGCUCGCCCGACUGCUCGGCCGCACGCUCGAGGUCCUGCAUGAGGGCGAGGAGGUGCCCGAGGGCGGGCAGCGGCCCCUGUCGAUCGACGAGCUCAAGUUUGUCCGGGCGACGACGGGCGCGUUUCUCAACGCCUCGCUCAAGUUUGACCCGAUGCGCCGCCACCUCUCUCGACGCGAGAUCCUCGUCCCGCUCCUCGCCCUUCUCGACGCGCGCACGACGGCCGGCAAGUCGACCUCGCCCGUCUACACCGUCGGCUGCUGGGCGCACGAGGUCGGCGAGGGCGAUAACGCCGAUGAGCGCGAGGAGCGGCUCCAGAUCGGGCAGAUGGCGGCCGGGUGGACGGCCAACGUGCUCGAGGAUGUGCUCGGCGAGAGCAAGACCGACUUUCCUCCUUCCGGCGUCCUCUCCCUCGCUUCCAUCGUCCUCGCCGUCUCCUCCCCUUCCGCGUCAUCCACCCUUCCCUCACACGUCUCGACCGACGACGCGACCGACUACCUCGACACCGACAUCGAGCUCCUCACGAUCGCCUCGUCCCUCCUCGAGUCGCUCGCGCAGGACCUCCCGUCCGCCGCGUCCGCCCUCGCCUUCUCGACCUCGUCGCCCUCGCUCCCCUACCCCGACCGCACCCUCCUACACCAGCUCCUCACCUUCAUCGCGCGCGCCAGCGCCCCCGCACACUGGGCCCUCGCGGCCUCGGACGACCCCGCACGGGCCGACAAGGCGUUCGCGGCCGUCAAGGCCGCCGUCGUGCGCGCCGUCGUCGAGGCGCCCAACAAUGACGAGGUCAUGGAGCGCCUGUGGAGCGAGACGAGGAGCGGGACCGGGCAGGGAGAAGGGCAGGGCAGGAGCUGGCUCGUCGAGAUGCUCGUGCGGUGGCUCGAGGAGGCGCAGGGCGAGGGGCGGGAGGACAUGCUCAUCGCGGCGGCGCACGUGCUCGCCGGUCUCGGUCGCAAAGACGAGCACACGCUCUCGCUCGUGCACGACUACGCCCUCGCCGAGCCGCUCGCCCGCACCGUCGCCGAGCGUGUCAGCGGCGCGAUCGGCCGCACGGGCCGACCGGGCGAGACGACCCAGAUCCUGUUCGGCGUCGUGAGCCUCCUGCGGCACUUGGCGAUCCCGGCCGCCAACCGCGACAUCCUGGGCAAGGCGGGCGUCAUCUCGCCGACGGCCGAGCUCCUGCGACGAGAGCUCGACAUGGUCCAGCCGCUGCAAGGCGCCGUCAUUGGGUUGCUCAAGCACCUCGUCACGGGCAACAUCUCGAACGCGCUCGCCGUCCUCGGCCUCCCUCCUCCUUCUUCCGACACUUCCUCCACCACCCCUCUCGACACUCUCCUCGCCCUCAUCUCGCGCACCGACGAGCUGCGCCUGCGCGCCGAGGGCACCCGCGUCCUCGUCAACCUCGCGCGCACGCUCUUCUCGCUCCCGUCGUGCGCCACGUUGCACGAGGACGGCGGGCUCGCAGCGGCGGUCGUGCAGGGGAGGGAGCAGCUCGUCAGGCGGGACGUGAGCGACGCGAUGGGCGAGCUCGUGCGAGGGAGCGAGAAGUUCCCGAUCCUGGUCAACGAGGGCGUGGUCGGGUUGACGUUGGUCGCCGGGAGCGGCAGCAAAGGCGCCUCUCUCGUCCUCGCAUCUCUCCUGCAUCCGCCGUCGCGUGCCGCCCCUCCCGCAUCCGCACCCGAGCCCAACCCGCUCGACGCCGCCGCCGCCUCAGCCUCCAUCGCCACCCUCUCUGCUCCUCCACCACCUCCAGCACCCGCACCCGCUCCCGACGACGCGCCACCGACCGCCGCAGCCAUGCUUGCGCGCUGGCUCUCGCUCGCGCCCACCCUCAUCCAGCAGCCCACGCCCUCACAGGCGCUCCUCCGCCCCGAGAUGCUCGCCAACGCCGCCUCUCUGCUGCACGCCGUCGUCCUCGGCGGCACGGCGGGCUCGUCGCGCGGCGGAGUCGAGGCGCUCAAGGAACUCGUGCAGGUACCGCUCGAGGCGGCGGCGGCGGCGCUCGACGGGCCGGCGGGAGAGGCGGCUCGGCGCGCUGCGGAGGCGGUGGCGAGUGUGCAGGAGCAGUAG